UUCGCUCCUCUGUAUCGCGCUCGUUUGUUGUAGCGGACUCCCGCACGACCGACGUUUGUUGUAGCGGACUCCAGCACGACCUUUUGUUGUACCGGAGACUCCAUCACUUCAUCACUGCCAAGAGUCAAUUGAUGACGAAUUGACCACGAAUUGAUACAUAAUCUUCCAGUUGCGGUAUGUUCUGAAUCUGAGUUAGAAUCAAUCAUGGCUGGCGAUGCUCGGUUUUUCGGCAGCAGUGGCAAGCGGGGUGACCUGCAAGAGCUGCGAGAAGAUUAAGCCUUGUCGUGGAACUAUUUUAUCUUAUCAGUAGUUAUUAAUUUUGAUCUUCAGAUAUAGAAGAUCAUUUUAGGAAAUUUUUCUAAGAAGAGCUGCACUCAACGAAAUAGAUAGAAGAUUUUAGGAAAUUCUAAGAAGAGCUGCACUCAACGAAAUUGGACAAGAAACGAGAUGCCGUACGAAAGGUCAUAGCGAACAUGACACUGGGCAAAGACGUCUCUUCGCUCUUCGCCGACGUGCUUAAUUGCAUGCAGACUCAAUCGCUCGACCUCAAAAAGUUGGUCUACCUUUACUUAAGGCUAUAAUUGCGUAUGGCUAUGGUGUUAGAGCAAUUGAUACACUAUUCUUGCUUUGUUUACUCAUUGCCACAGCGAUUAGAAAGUAGUACUCAAAGACUGUUUUUAUGUGCAUGUAGUUGUAGAUGUACUUAAUCGAUCAUGUUCGUUCUUGUAUUGGCAUUUUUAACGUGAACGUCAUCAGCAGUCGUGAAUUCACCAGGAUUUGCGAGUUGGAUAAGUUGCUACUGACAGACUCGGAUCAAUACGAUAGAGCCCACGCAACUUCUCUUAUCAAAAGAAGCCAUACGUCGGCCCACGCCACUUCUCUUAUCAAAAGAAUCCAUACGUCGGCCCACGCCACUUCUCUUAUCAAAAGAAUCCAUACGUCGGCCCACGCCACUUCUCUUAUCAAAAGAAUCCAUACGUCGGCCCACGCCACUUCUCUUAUCAAAAGAAUCCAUACGUCGGCCCACGCCACUUCUCUUAUCAAAAGAAUCCAUACGUCGGCCCACGCCACUUCUCUUAUCAAAAGAAUCCAUACGUCGGCCCACGCCACUUCUCUUAUCAAAAGAAUCCAUACGUCGGCCCACGCCACUUCUCUUAUCAAAAGAAUCCAUACGUCGGCCCACGCCACUUCUCUUAUCAAAAGAAUCCAUACGUCGGCCCACGCCACUUCUCUUAUCAAAAGAAUCCAUACGUCGGCCCACGCCACUUCUCUUAUCAAAAGAAUCCAUACGUCGGCCCACGCCACUUCUCUUAUCAAAAGAAUCCAUACGUCGGCCCACGCCACUUCUCUUAUCAAAAGAAUCCAUACGUCGGCCCACGCCACUUCUCUUAUCAAAAGAAUCCAUACGUCGGCCCACGCCACUUCUCUUAUCAAAAGAAUCCAUACGUCGGCCCACGCCACUUCUCUUAUCAAAAGAAUCCAUACGUCGGCCCACGCCACUUCUCUUAUCAAAAGAAUCCAUACGUCGGCCCACGCCACUUCUCUUAUCAAAAGAAUCCAUACGUCGGCCCACGCCACUUCUCUUAUCAAAAGAAUCCAUACGUCGGCCCACGCCACUUCUCUUAUCAAAAGAAUCCAUACGUCGGCCCACGCCACUUCUCUUAUCAAAAGAAUCCAUACGUCGGCCCACGCCACUUCUCUUAUCAAAAGAAUCCAUACGUCGGCCCACGCCACUUCUCUUAUCAAAAGAAUCCAUACGUCGGCCCACGCCACUUCUCUUAUCAAAAGAAUCCAUACGUCGGCCCACGCCACUUCUCUUAUCAAAAGAAUCCAUACGUCGGCCCACGCCACUUCUCUUAUCAAAAGAAUCCAUACGUCGGCCCACGCCACUUCUCUUAUCAAAAGAAUCCAUACGUCGGCCCACGCCACUUCUCUUAUCAAAAGAAUCCAUACGUCGGCCCACGCCACUUCUCUUAUCAAAAGAAUCCAUACGUCGGCCCACGCCACUUCUCUUAUCAAAAGAAUCCAUACGUCGGCCCACGCCACUUCUCUUAUCAAAAGAAUCCAUACGUCGGCCCACGCCACUUCUCUUAUCAAAAGAAUCCAUACGUCGGCCCACGCCACUUCUCUUAUCAAAAGAAUCCAUACGUCGGCCCACGCCACUUCUCUUAUCAAAAGAAUCCAUACGUCGGCCCACGCCACUUCUCUUAUCAAAAGAAUCCAUACGUCGGCCCACGCCACUUCUCUUAUCAAAAGAAUCCAUACGUCGGCCCACGCCACUUCUCUUAUCAAAAGAAUCCAUACGUCGGCCCACGCCACUUCUCUUAUCAAAAGAAUCCAUACGUCGGCCCACGCCACUUCUCUUAUCAAAAGAAUCCAUACGUCGGCCCACGCCACUUCUCUUAUCAAAAGAAUCCAUACGUCGGCCCACGCCACUUCUCUUAUCAAAAGAAUCCAUACGUCGGCCCACGCCACUUCUCUUAUCAAAAGAAUCCAUACGUCGGCCCACGCCACUUCUCUUAUCAAAAGAAUCCAUACGUCGGCCCACGCCACUUCUCUUAUCAAAAGAAUCCAUACGUCGGCCCACGCCACUUCUCUUAUCAAAAGAAUCCAUACGUCGGCCCACGCCACUUCUCUUAUCAAAAGAAUCCAUACGUCGGCCCACGCCACUUCUCUUAUCAAAAGAAUCCAUACGUCGGCCCACGCCACUUCUCUUAUCAAAAGAAUCCAUACGUCGGCCCACGCCACUUCUCUUAUCAAAAGAAUCCAUACGUCGGCCCACGCCACUUCUCUUAUCAAAAGAAUCCAUACGUCGGCCCACGCCACUUCUCUUAUCAAAAGAAUCCAUACGUCGGCCCACGCCACUUCUCUUAUCAAAAGAAUCCAUACGUCGGCCCACGCCACUUCUCUUAUCAAAAGAAUCCAUACGUCGGCCCACGCCACUUCUCUUAUCAAAAGAAUCCAUACGUCGGCCCACGCCACUUCUCUUAUCAAAAGAAUCCAUACGUCGGCCCACGCCACUUCUCUUAUCAAAAGAAUCCAUACGUCGGCCCACGCCACUUCUCUUAUCAAAAGAAUCCAUACGUCGGCCCACGCCACUUCUCUUAUCAAAAGAAUCCAUACGUCGGCCCACGCCACUUCUCUUAUCAAAAGAAUCCAUACGUCGGCCCACGCCACUUCUCUUAUCAAAAGAAUCCAUACGUCGGCCCACGCCACUUCUCUUAUCAAAAGAAUCCAUACGUCGGCCCACGCCACUUCUCUUAUCAAAAGAAUCCAUACGUCGGCCCACGCCACUUCUCUUAUCAAAAGAAUCCAUACGUCGGCCCACGCCACUUCUCUUAUCAAAAGAAUCCAUACGUCGGCCCACGCCACUUCUCUUAUCAAAAGAAUCCAUACGUCGGCCCACGCCACUUCUCUUAUCAAAAGAAUCCAUACGUCGGCCCACGCCACUUCUCUUAUCAAAAGAAUCCAUACGUCGGCCCACGCCACUUCUCUUAUCAAAAGAAUCCAUACGUCGGCCCACGCCACUUCUCUUAUCAAAAGAAUCCAUACGUCGGCCCACGCCACUUCUCUUAUCAAAAGAAUCCAUACGUCGGCCCACGCCACUUCUCUUAUCAAAAGAAUCCAUACGUCGGCCCACGCCACUUCUCUUAUCAAAAGAAUCCAUACGUCGGCCCACGCCACUUCUCUUAUCAAAAGAAUCCAUACGUCGGCCCACGCCACUUCUCUUAUCAAAAGAAUCCAUACGUCGGCCCACGCCACUUCUCUUAUCAAAAGAAGCCAUACGUCGCAUACUCACUGUCCACCUCCUUUUCUAACUCCUGCUGUGGCUUCAUCAUAUUGGCGUCCUUGUGAAUAUACUUGUACAACUGGGCAGCAUCUAGAUCCUGAAGAUCCUGGACCUUUCAUGCGAGUUGAUCAGAUGAACGUUCUCGAACCCUUACUCCCCCCUAGUUUCCCCCCUUUACUACAACAACAAAACGCUUCGAAGUAUUAUUGUUUCGAUUACUCGGUUAUUUUAGUUUUUCGAGUACUCACUGUCCACCUCCUUUUCUAACUCCUGUCGUAAACUAUAGCGCGACACAACCGGAGCUGGCGAUUUUAGCCGUCAACACGUUCCGGAAGGACAGCGUAGAUCCAAAUCCUUUGAUACGUUAAGGCUUCCCCUAAUUCAUCUUGUUGAACUUGAACAGCAUCGAUCUUGGUCGAUACGUUUUGUUCAAGGAGGGUGCUCUUAGUCAAAUCAAUUUUGAAUUCGCGAGGAUCAUCAAGAUUCUUGAACAAAUCCCAGAUUGAACAGGUCUCAGGAUAUUAUUCGCUUUUUUGUGAGCCCCACUAAAUACGAGCUUUGGCAGUCCGCACGAUGGGGUGCAUUCGCUUGGACGCAGUGACAGAGUACAUCCUGGAGCCUUUGCGCCGAUCCUGCCAGGACAGCGAUCCGUAUGUGCGGAAGACGGCUGUCAUGUGCAUAGCCAAGUUAAGGGUGAAAAAGAAGAGGAAGAGGUGCAAAUAAAGAAACAAGGCUGAAGAAGUGAUCCAACGCCAAGAUCGAAGGCUGAAGAAAACACAGCAGCAAUUUCAUUUAAUGAAGAUGAACUACAUAUUCAAUAAUCCCCGUCUAAAGAAACUGUACGACAUUCAGCCGGAGCUAGUGGAAGAGCAUGGCUUUUCAGAAAUCUUGAAGGACUUGCUCACUGACAGCAACCCGGCAGUCGUGGCGAAUUGUAUGGAUGUUGUUUUUUUGCAGCUAUCAAACCAUCGAGGCUCCCUUUUUUUUAGGUGAAGAUCAUACGUUUUUGAAGAGAGAUCAUGGGGAGCCAAGAAGAUGGUCUGGCUAGAUGGAAACAACAACAUUUAUAAACUGCGUCGCAACGUUGUCGGAAAUGAGCAAGAGAAAUCCCGCGUUCCUCCAGUUGACUGACCAGAGCAUCCAGAACCUGUUGAACGCCCUUAACGAGUGCAGCGAGUGGGCACAGGCAUUGAUACUGGACUCCAUAUUUAUGCUCCUGCGCUCCUGUGGAUGAUCAUGAUGAGAGGAGUUAUUUAGUUCUAGUACAACAACUGCAACUUCUUCUGGAGUUAAAUUUUACUAAGUAUGAUUUUGUUGCAGAUCUAUCUGAUACCAUGUCUCUCAGCUUCAGUCGUAAGUACUAGUUGCUCUAAUCUAUCACACAGUUAUCAUCCCCCUACACCACGAGCAGCAGAGGCGAUCUUAGAGCGGGUCUCUCCACGGCUCUCCCAUGCGAACCAAGCUGUUGCACUUAGCACAGUGCGAUUGUUUCUGCGAUUCAGUGAUCUACUAUUAUGGUCAGCUGCUAGUUCUAACAGAAAUUGGAGUGAUGAGCACUUUAACUUUUUUAUGUUCGUACUGUUACUACAAGAAUUAUUUUUAAGUACGAGGAAGAUGAGGAAUUUAUUAGGAAUACUCUUGUUACUUUUGAUGCUCAUUUUGAUUUUAUCACAUGAGCUACUUACACUCUAAUCCUCGGGCAACAGGAGUCGUCGCGUUUGAUGCGAAAAGUCGGUCCUCCUUUGGUGACUUUACUCCAUGCCGAAUCGGAGAUACAAUUUGUUGUACUCCGAAGUCUCAACUUGAUUCUCCGAAAAAAAGGGCUUGCCGCAGUCCUCAACAUGGACGUGAAGAUCUUCUUCUGCAAGUACAACGACCCUGUUUUUGUCAAGCUGGAAAAGCUUGAGCUCCUGGCUCUACUGGUUGGCGAAGGGAAUUUGGAAGUAUGGCUCGUCAUCUUAAAAAUGUCUGAGUCUCCAACGUGGAAAAAAAAAUGCAACAUUCAUCAUGAUCAUCUUCAAACUACGAGUCAUCUCCUGAUAGGGCAUCUAGCUUCAUCAAAGUCAACAUUUUACAGAAAAAACUGCUUCUACUCAGAUGCUUCGUGACAAAACCACGCGUCCUUCCAGGAGAUGACUUCUAUUUGCGCAUUUAUCGGUAAACCCUACACUUUUUCUUCUAAUAUCAGUGGUGCUCUCCGAAAUGCGAGAUUAUGCGAACGAAAUCGACGUCGAAUUUGUCCGAAAAACAAUACGGACCAUAGGUCGCAUUGCCAUCAAAUUCCCUCAAGCGGCUGAACCUUGCAUCAACCUCUUACUAGAAUUGAUGAAAACAUCGAACGUACUUCUUAUUUUGAAGUUUUGAAGACUCUUACAACUAGUUGUUUGAGCAUUUGAAGACUAGUUCUUGUUCUUGUGUUUGAAUUCCUACUGUUGUAUUGCCAAGAUGCUGAAGAUAAUUUUGUAUCUAGGAAGCUGUGUUUUCUGCGUCCUUAUGUAAGAACUUCUCUUGCUCGUGGAGUCGCUCCUUUCUUUGUCCGUAUAUUCUUCUUUUAAGUAGCUGUCGUCCUCCGUAUACCUAGUACACUUCUUGUUCUUAGAAUGUUUGAUUUUACUUCAGGGAGAAUACGUAACGCAAGAAAGCUUCGUGGUUGUGGCGAAUAUUUUUCGCCGUUACCCCGGAGAAUACGAGGCUGUGAUUCAAACCUUAUGUUAAGGCUGGAGGUUCUUAUAAAGCUCAUCCAUGUAGUAUUGUUCUUAUUUUUUAGGACUAGUAUCUUCUAGUUCUCAGUCUCACUUCUAGUUCUGAGUCGUCUUCUUCUAUAGCCACCCCAUACCCGUUACCGAAUACGGUACCAACACAUGGAAAUAGAAAAACUUCUACUUCUUUUUACUUAUGUUGAUCGAUGAAAAACUACGAAAACGACCUACCUCUAACGAUAUGAGAAUUUGGAGAGCAUCGAUGAACCCGAAGGAAAAGCAGCGAUCAUAUGGGUCCUCGGUGAAUACAGUGAACGCAUCGACAACGCGGCAGAGAUAUUGGAGCAUUUUUUUAUGAAUUUAGUGGUUUUGCGGUACCUACUCCUACUCGUACCUACUUUUGAUCUACAUUCUACAACUUGUACCUCAAUCAUUUGUUGCAUGAUCCAUAAUGUUAAUGAUCUUGAGGAAUCGUCUGAGAUUGUUUACUUCUUGUUUGUCAAGAAGAUGUCAGUUUGAUUUCAUCUGAAUCUGAUCCUGAUCCUAUGCCUGACCUUUGUGAUCUUUUAGUUUUUCAAAUCUCCUCUUCAACUUCCACUAAAGUUGAAAUUAGUCUUCCACAUGAGGCGGUAUUACUAGUCACUCUGGUGUUCUUUGUUUUGAGUUGCAGUUUACAGCGUUACCUCAAGUAGUGCAUACUGUUAUUUCCUAACAGCUGCAUCAUGAUCAUAGAAAGAGUUUUCCUUGUCUUCUAAUUUCUUGACCCAUUUCCAUGACGAGCCAGCACAAGUGAGGUGCGUUCUGUUGACUGGAGUGGUAAAGCUCUUCCUCAAGAGUCCUGGAACGGCAACUCAGCAGAUGGUAACGAGGACUCUCAAGUUAUGCACCGAAGAAACCGACGAUCCUGAUUUGAGGGAUAGAGGGUACUAAUGCAACUUUUGACAACAACAAGGACAAUUCUUUUUUGAAAUAGUACUACUGAUGAUACACAUACAUUUGUUGUAGCUAGAUGUAGAUUUUUUGAUCUGGCAUAUCUACUUCCAGGUACAUGUAUUGGCGGCUUUUGUCAAGCGACCCAAAGGUGACUAAAGAGGUUGUUCUCGGCACAAAACCGAAAAUCAGCGACGAUAGUGUUAAGGCUAAUAAUCUAUUCCAAAGGUUGUGCCUAUCGUACCUCAUGACUUUAUAAAAAGAAUGUCGUGGGAAAACACUCCAAAGUCUAUUUUGAUGCCUUUACUUUCGUGCAAGAAAAUUAAUAAAAAUAAGUUGUACUUCUACUUCGUUCUUGAUCUUGUUCGAAGCGCUCAUGACUUCUUGUUCUACGCUCAUGUACUUCUGGCCAAUUACGUGGUAUAGAAUCUCUUCUACUGCUGCUGCAGAAAGAGCUACAAGAAAAAGGACCAUCCCGAUCCUCUAAGAAGCGGCGCCUCCCUCCAAAAAUGCUGGAAACGCUCAUUCAUGGCGUUGGGACGCUUUCCUCAGUCUACCGCCAGCUCCCGGAUACAUUUUUGGCGAAAAGGUAUAAAAUGAAAAGGUAUAAAAUAAUCAAAAAAAGUUUCUUACUGUUUUUCACAAUAUGAAUCGCAAACUCAAUCGAAGUAUGCGAUAAUUAUGAUAGAUCAACAGGUCUGGCAGCGUAG
Molecule: messenger RNA, 8129 nt
Organism: Amoebophrya sp. A25
Lineage: Eukaryota; Dinophyceae; Syndiniales; Amoebophryaceae
Source: the annotation of a GenBank genome assembly